GUUCCGUGUUUGGGGCUUUGGGGCUUUGGCCAUGUCGGACAUCGCGGACGGUGUGUCGUGCCAUUUUUUGGGGCGGCGCGGUCUUAGACACAGCGGCAUCCGUUCUUUUCCUCGGCUGUGCCUCGGCAGUGCUUCAUGGAUGGCAGAGCCCAUGUGCAGAUGAUUCCUUUCCAGGCUUGACGGUCUUCGUCAGUGCAAUAAGGCAGAGCAAGUCGAGUCGACAAGAAAGCGCCAACAUGAGGUGUUGAAAGCAGAACGACCAGAAGGAUUGUCGCGACAUGGCGACAUGGUGAGGAUUGUCGGCGACGGCGACUGGUGUCACGAUUCUUUGGGAUGCUUUCCAGCACUGCCAGUGCUUGAGGUGAAGAAAGUGAAGGUUGGCGGCAAAGCUUGGCAAAUGGCUACUACUGGUCUCCGCACUCACAGUGAAAAGCAGAAGCACCUGGCGAACUCCGAAUUCCGAUCUGGGUGCGCUCACGAGGAAGAAAGACGUCGCCUGGUUCGACAGUUCGGCGUUCGGAAGAUCACAGAGUUCAGCUCCGCGUGGUCCAUCUCCUACCUUUUUAUGCAAAGAUGGGCACGCUUCAUUCUUUUCUAAGUGGCAUCAGCUGACCAUCGACAUCGGGACGAGGCGUUGCUGAUCCUGCGAUCUUUGAAGGUGGGACUGCCACCAGCACAGGGGAGCACAUCGUCAGGAGUGUUGUAGCGUAUGGACGUGGUGCGUGGUGCCACGUGUCCUCUUCUGUCUGAAGGCUCCCGGCGAAAAGGAGAGUGUUCUCUAACCUGCAUCGUCCUUGGACAUCUCCGUGCUGACCUUGACGAAGGAGGAGCACAUCAUUCACAAGCGACAGAACCUUCCGCGCGCUGAGGGUCGGAGGGAGCUCUUAGCGAUCUGAUUUUGGCA
Messenger RNA from Durusdinium trenchii, 904 nucleotides. The record is from the annotation of a GenBank genome assembly. Lineage: Eukaryota; Dinophyceae; Suessiales; Symbiodiniaceae.